Molecule: messenger RNA, 2706 nt
Organism: Sphaeroforma arctica JP610
Lineage: Eukaryota; Ichthyosporea; Ichthyophonida
Exons: 11
Coding region: 376-2562 (728 amino acids)
Biological process (GO): protein catabolic process; proteolysis
Cellular component (GO): mitochondrial matrix
Molecular function (GO): ATP hydrolysis activity; ATP binding
Source: RefSeq, a predicted model, not a curated record
AUAUGCCUUAAUAUGUGCUAUAUAUAAUAUAUAGUGUUCGUUGUAUGUCAUUCGCAACCAACGCGCUAUCUAUAGCUCACAGCUCACCGCUUGUUCUAGUUUCCAACCUGUAUACAACUGAGUAGUCACUGGGUAUAUCUGAGUUUAGGGGGAUUGCCUGAGUUAAUAAUAGUAGCACACUUAUAUAGACCGCUUAUUGUCUACGUAUAUUGCAUAUAUCAAGUAUGUAUAACAUAUAUAUGCUGUAAAUCUAUCUGAUUUUUUUCCUAUGCAAACCUCUGUGCCCAGAUAUCGUCACCCUUCAUUGACAAAGUUAGACUGACUACCGCGUGUACUGUACUGUACUGUACUGUACUGUACGCAUUUAUAAAUAAAAUGUUACGAUCUGCGCUGUCUACAGGUGGACCGACUUUCGUGUGUGCAGGAAAAGUGCUUCACUCGCAGCCAGCUAAUGCGCGUACGUGUGCGCAAGUACAGAAACACGUAAACGUGCAAAUACGUACACAUCCGCAUAGCACACGGUCACAAACAAGCAGUUUACGCGCACCAUCCAAUAGUUUACGUACACAGACGACACAGGCAGCCGCUUGCAAUGAGACAUACUGCUUUCGCAUACGUACUCCUACUACACUAUAUAGCAAGCGUAUACCUCUCAUUGAAGGUGUGUGUACAUCACAACAAAAGCGCCACUUUCGCACAAGCAACUACCUCUUCAGAAGGAAAGUAAGGCACCCCACUAUACGUAUAAAUAGCUCAGGCAAAGCCAGUAAUAAAUGGACACCCCACGCGGCGAAGGAUAAUGACGACAACGGUAGUGUACGACAUACCAUGAACCCAACCGCAUACGCUCUGCAUACCAUGGGUGUCGAGCUUAAUGGCAGCUGUCCCAAUUGCGAGGAUGUGGGCUCGCUUACUAAAGACAAGAAAGGGUCCAAAUUUACUUGUUCGGAAUGCGGAAUAACGUGUGAAUAUGGCGAUAUUGAUGUUAGCGGUACUGCCGACGAUCUGGCGAUCCUGGAUGUGCUGCUUCCCAGGCCGCGGGAGCUGAUGGCAAUGCUGGACGAACACGUUAUAGGCCAGUCCCAGGCAAAGAAGGUCAUGUCUGUGGCUGUGUACAAUCAUUACAAACGUGUGAGGAGGUCUAUGCUGUACAGUGACAGCAGCAAACACCAACUAGAAGUUGGGCCUGCAGUAUAUAAGGUGGGGGACAAAGAGUAUAUGAAUCCAGCCCAUCUGAGGAAGCAGGAUGGUACCGAACAUCCCGUGUGGAGCGCACGGCAAGUGGACAGUACACCACAAGCACAGUCCACACACACGGGCGAUGUACAUGCACAUGCGCACACACACACAGACGGUAUACCGCUACACACAGAUGAUGCUCCACACAACACAGACACAGACAUUCGUGGGGAAGACGCUACUAGCACACAGGAGCACAAGGAUGGCGAUGCGGAGGGUCAAAGCAGUGCACCUAAAGACGCGUCUGAGGGCAGUGGGGACGGGCUGACGAAAAAGAGUCUGGCGGAACGCUUGAGUAUAGAGUGUGAGCGCCGCAAGAAUAUGCCGCACCUGGAGAAGGCCAAUGUCAUGAUGUAUGGGCCUACGGGUACAGGGAAGACGCUUAUAGCGAAAACUAUCGCCGAAGCCCUCGAUGUGCCAUUCGUCGUUUUCGACUGCACGACCUUGACGCAGGCGGGAUAUGCUGGUGAGGAUGUGCAGUCGGUCAUAGCUGGACUGCUCAAGAAUGCCGAGUACAACGUGAGUGCUGCUGAGCAGGGCAUUGUGUUUCUAGAUGAGGUUGAUAAGCUGUGCAGGAAACCAGAUGUCAGGCGAGAUGUCAGUGGCGAAGGGGUACAGCACGGUCUGCUCAAGCUACUUGAGGGCACCAAAGUGGAUAUUACCGAGAAGCGCAGGGGUCCAGCAGGUGGUGGUGCGAAGGAGGUGACAUAUACCGUUGACACAGCCAACAUACUGUUCGUGGGAAGUGGUGCGUUCACGGAAUUGGACGAAAUAGUCAAGCGCAGAGUGGCACCUACGACGAUUGGAUUCGGUGCAACAACGGUGGACACCACCAGUCUGGUCAAACACGUGCAACAAACCGACCUAAUUCAGUGUGGACUCAUUCCGGAGUUCGUGGGCCGCUUUCAGGUCAAUGUGGGUCUCGAUAUUCUCAGCAAGGCCGAUCUGAAACGGGUCAUGUGUGAACCAAAAAAUGCUAUCCUCGAGCAAUACCACGCUCUUCUGCGGAUGGAUAAGACUGACCUCUAUGUCACGGCUAGUGCCAUGGAUGAGAUUGCGGCUGAGUGUCUAAAGAAGAAAGUCAAUGCCAGGGGCUUGCGUGGUAUUCUGGAGCGUGUUUUGCUCGAUGCUAUGUUUGAGGCUCCGGAUGAGUUAGUGGAGGCUGUAGUGGUGGACGGGGCUGCCGUAAGGGGCGAGACUCAAUCAGCCAUUGUCUACCGAACUGUUGACAGGCCGCCGAGUGAUGUGGCACAAGAGCCGGUCAUCGCCCACAGUAGCAGUGAACCAAAUAAGGCCAGCGAAAGACUCGUCGCAGAGGUUUAGUGCACCUCUGGGAUAUAUUUAGCGCCCAUAGCUGGCGCAUGUACAAUGCAGAAUACAUGUGCAAAAUUUCUAGUUAUCGUAUAUAUAAUCCAAUAUUAUAUAAAUAUCCAUGAGGUUUGUAUUUCUCAGGCAUCUGUACGCGGC